AGAAGGCAAAAAACAGGCCACCGGCAUAUCUGAGAAGCUCAGCAGAGAGACAAAUCAGAGAAGAGUACUAUCAGUCAAGGAGAGAGGAGACAACACCGUGAGCAUUGAAGAAAGCUGUCUGGAGGACGCCACGUGUGUGUGUGCAUAUGUAUGUUGAGACAGGCAUAGGUAGAUUCCAGGGAUAUUUGUGAGACUGACAGAGGACGAAAGCAGAUCAUGGAUCCCUCGAGUCCCUCAGAGGGCCCCGUGGAACCCAAAGAAAGAAGGAAAAUCCAGUUCGCCGACCAAGCAACAGAACCGACCCAGCUGGACCCACGGCAGGUUGAGAUGAUUCGCCGAAGACGACCCACACCUGCCACGUUGUUCAAAGUAGCAGACCAAACAUCUCCUGAGGAUGACAUCUCCAGCCAUCAGUGGGUUGUAGGAGAAAAUGGAGUCCUCAAGCCAAAACGAAUCAACCCAAAUAUCUACCAGCCACCAUCAUUAAAAGCCGUGCAGCAGAUGGCUGAAGCUCAAAUGCAGAAAUUAGGUGUGUAUCCUCAUGUAGAGGAGGAAGGGGAGGAGCCUAUUCAGAGAGAGAGGGAGGAGCUAUCCUCAUCCUGCACACCUGAUUCACAGGAGCAAAGGGGCAUGGCAGAACACCAGUCUGGCAUGAGAAAGGCAGGAGCCACAGCACCUACUGAGGAAGAAGAGGAGGAGGAGGACGAUGACGACGACGUAGAAGUAGCAGACAAUAUGGCAGUGGAGGAGAGCAGAAAUGUGGACUGAUAGAGCAAAAGUUUGAGGAACUUUAGAGAUUUUUUCAUAAUGCAGAAUUUUAUUUUGAAAUCAGAAUUGUUUAUUGAUUGUCAAUGAUUCCAUCAUUUGAUAACAGCUGUCUGUUUGUAUUUUGGGAGAAAACGAGACUUAAAAAAACUCUUUAAAAACAUUUUGGAGUGGUCAAACAACCUGAAAAGAUUCAUUCACCCUGACAUUGCAAUGAAAUAGAGAUAUGCAGUUGUGCUCAAAAGUUUACACACCCCUUGCAGAAUCUGCAAAAUGUUAAUUAUUUUAACAAAAUAAGAGGUGUCAUACAAAAUGCAUGCUAAUAAACAUAAACUU
This is a messenger RNA of Rhinichthys klamathensis goyatoka, 1101 nucleotides long. It is a transcript of the gene ppp1r1b, whose product is annotated as protein phosphatase 1, regulatory (inhibitor) subunit 1B. Gene Ontology annotation, biological process: intracellular signal transduction. Gene Ontology annotation, cellular component: cytoplasm. Bases 217 to 768 code for a protein of 183 amino acids. Lineage: Eukaryota; Metazoa; Chordata; Actinopteri; Cypriniformes; Leuciscidae. The record is from RefSeq and is a predicted model, not a curated record. The transcript is spliced from 5 exons. Gene Ontology annotation, molecular function: protein phosphatase inhibitor activity.